Salarias fasciatus (jewelled blenny) is the source of this 2440-nucleotide messenger RNA. Its product is annotated as SLAIN motif-containing protein 1-like. The coding region runs from base 123 to 1907 and encodes 594 amino acids. Gene Ontology annotation, cellular component: microtubule plus-end. The record is from RefSeq and is a predicted model, not a curated record. The transcript is spliced from 10 exons. Lineage: Eukaryota; Metazoa; Chordata; Actinopteri; Blenniiformes; Blenniidae. Gene Ontology annotation, biological process: positive regulation of microtubule polymerization; microtubule nucleation; cytoplasmic microtubule organization.
CCAGGCGCACGAGUAGCGGCAGGCGCUAGAACCCGGACAGAGGGCACAGCGGUCGGGCCUCCUCAGCGCGUCGUGCCGCCUGGAUCUGCUCGGGGGCGGCGGUCGGUCGGUCGGUCGGUGUGAUGGAGGCGGCCGUGCUGGUCAUGCCGGAGGUGGAGUGUAAGAGCCUGAGCGCCGAGCUGGAGGUGAAGAAGCUGCAGGAGCUGGUUCGGAAGCUGGAGCGGCAGAACGAGCAGCUGCGGACCCGGAGCUCCGGACCGGCGCCGGGCUCCGCCGCCGGCCUCUGCCUGCCCGGCCCGCUGCCCGCGCUGCUCUGCCAGGCGUCCCGGGGGGGCUUCGCUCCCCCGGAGGAGCCCUUCGACUACUUCCAGCCGCACGGAGCCGCCGCCGCCGGGGAAGAGGAGGCCGAGCCCGGGCCGUCGGUUCUGGACGAGCUGGAGCUCCUGGACCUGGACGGUGUGGACGGCUCGGAUGAGACCUGGUUGUACGUGGCCCCCGGGGGCCGAGAGGCGGCCCGGGACUGCCUGUCCCCUCAGCAGUGGUGCCGCCAGGUCCUGGACAGUCCCAGGUCCGAGGUGGAGGCCGCCCGGCGCUCACUGUCACUACGACUGGAACAAGUGUCCAGGUGGCGUAGCUCCCUGUCCAGCCCCGCCCCCUCCACCCCCUCCUCCUCCUCUCCCGGGCCUCCUCUGAGCCGAGUGUCUCCCGUCCCGGCGUCUCCGUCCCACAGACCCGAGAGGCCCGCUCCAUCCCACUCCUCCCCGCUCCACCCGGCCUUCCAUCGGACCCUGAGCCCCAUCGGGAAGGAGCUCUCCCCCGUAGCCGAGAGGACGCCCACCUUCCUCCCCCACCCGCCGGCUCGCAGCCGCAGCCUGCGCGGCUGCGCCGUCAGCCCGCAGUCGUCGGUGGACAGCGACCUGGGAGCGUCGGAGGCGGAGGACGACUCCAUCGCUCUGGGCUACAAGCUGCAGGACCUGACGGACGUCCAGGUGAUGGCCCGGCUGCAGGAGGAGAGUCUCCGGCAGGACCUGGCCAGCGUGUCGUCCGUCCUGGCCGGCCGCCGCAGCCAGAGCUUCACCUUCCAGCUCAGCCAGCUCAGCGCCGGCCCCGGCCUGGAGGAGGAAGACGAGGAGGAGGACGACGAAGACUACGGCCUGCUGCCGCCGCCGCCGCCGCGCCUCACGCGCCUGCCGCACUCCCACACCUUCUCCAGCAUGCGAGACUGGCGAAGAAGCAGCAGCUCCCUGUACACCCCUCCUUCCACCCCCUGCACGCCGCCCUGCCCUUCCGCUGGGUUCGCCUUUCAGGCGGCGGCGGUCGCGGCGGCGGCGGGCAGCCCGUGUCCGGCCGAGCCGCAGCCGGCCUUCAGGCCAGGAUCGGCCGAUUCUGACAAUAAGCUGCGGAGGAGCAUGCCUAACCUUGUGAGAGCUCCCAGCAUGCCGAGCGUGCCCGUCCCCGCCAAUCCCAGCGCCUCCCCUUCGCUGCUUCGUAACAGCCAGAGCUUCGACUCGUGCGGCGGCCUGGCGAGACUGCAGUCCUCCAUUCCCUCCCCGGGCCAGCUCCAGCACCGGGUCCAGAGCGUGGGGAACUUCUCCUCGUUGUCACGGCAGCCGCUGAAAGCCACGGCGUACGUCAGCCCCACCAUCAAGGGCUCGUCCUGCCCGUCGCCGUCGCCGUCCGCCGGCGGGGCGGCCAACAGCGGCAUCCCGCUCCUCAGUAAACCGGCGGGGGCGUCCGCCUCGGCCCCCCGCAGCGGCCUCCCCCGCCCCGCCUCCUUCGUGGCCGCCACAAGCUCCGCCCCCCGCGGCAAGGCGGUCCAAUCAACACGAAGUUUACUGACGCCUCCGAAGAGCCUGUCCGCCCUCAGCGCCCUGCGGGACGGCGCCUGGAGGGACGGCUGCUACUGACGGAGCGGCGGUGCGGCGGCGCGCCCCGCUGGCUGGGGCUCCCCCCCACCACUGCACUCCCACCCGGAGCUUCGCUCGCCGUGGAAGGACGAUCGAGACCAAAUACGAAGAGACUGUGACCGUGCCAACAGGAAGCUGCUCUGUGCAAUAAACUCCGAACUCUUUUUACAACUAAGGACUCCGACUAAUCAGGGAAUCCUCCUCCUGCUGCCAACAUGCUGCUAAAAGUCAGUCCCUCCCCGUCAACUGGUAACUGCUGGUGUUUCGACCGAUUUUGAAUUUAAUUGAUGCAAUAUUAAGUUUUUAAUGUUCUCUGAAUGUGUCUCACUUUAAAGACCUCCAUCUUGCACUUUGUAUCGAAUCUCAUUGUUUUCUAACGUUUGCACUUCUGUAAUUCAAACGGUAAAAGUAAAGUUUUGUUGAUGUUUCACAGCAAAAUGUAGCACACUUACACACACACACACACACACACUUACACAGUUCUAUUUGUGUUUGUAACUCAGUCUCACUCUUUGGAUCAAUCAUUUUAAUAA